AUGAUGCCCAACACUCCAUCCAUGCAAGGGGAAGCCAACCAAUUUUCAGGGACUCCCAAUGUGCCGAGAGAAAUCACAGAAAACGAGAAAACUUUAGCGUUGACUGUGAAAUCGUGGGACCAAAUUGGGGCACUCAAGUCAGAGAUUGUUUCCUCCAUCAUGGCAAAGCAGGCUUCCAUCUUGAGUAAACGGUUCGCAAACAACGAUGCGAAGUGUCAUCCAAGGAAACGGCAAAAGACUGGCCCUCUUCUUACGGCUGAAACAAACUCUUUGGAACAAGCCAGCAGCAGAGUUUCCGAAAUUGUGACAAGUGACGAAGGAUCAGCAAUAGAAUCUUCUGCAGAUAGUCAGACAACCGAGGAGUCUUCUCUGGUAGAUGACUUGGAAUCAGAUAGACAGAUUGAUCGCCUUGGUAAAAUUUCUCGUUUGAUGGUUCAAUUGGAGUAUUUUCAUCAAGAACUCCGUCAUGAAAUUGUUUCCAUUUCCCAAGAAUUUGAUAUUGACAGUUGA
Cylindrotheca closterium is the source of this 510-nucleotide messenger RNA. Lineage: Eukaryota; Bacillariophyta; Bacillariophyceae; Bacillariales; Bacillariaceae. The record is from the annotation of a GenBank genome assembly.